GAUGCGCUUCUUCUCCGGAAUCCUCGUUUUCGUGUCUGCCAUUGUGGCCGUCUCCUCCCUUCCUCUGGAUGUUGAAGGAGCAAUCGUUGCUCGCGAUGGCGAUAUCGUUGCGCGACUACCCCCUCCUACUCAGUCAUGGAGACGUGAGGCUGAAGCAGAGGCUGAAGCCGGCGCUCCAACUGUGCCGUGGAGGCGCAUGCCUGAGGCCGAUGCCAAUGCCGAGGCAGGUGCUCCAACCGUCGCCUGGAAGCGUGUAGCAGACGCUGAGGCUGGUGCUCCGACUGUUUCCUGGCGGCGCAACGCUGAGGCCGAGGCAGGCGUUCCCGUGCAGUCAUGGAGGCGCAAUGCUGAAGCUGAGGCUGAGGCCGGUGCUCCCAUGCAAUCAUGGAGGCGAGCAGCGGCGCCAGCGAGGCAAGGUUUCCCAACCGUCCCGUGGAAGCGCGAGCUUGGGGAGUCGGCUUG
Molecule: messenger RNA, 462 nt
Organism: Cyclocybe aegerita
Lineage: Eukaryota; Fungi; Basidiomycota; Agaricomycetes; Agaricales; Hemipholiotaceae
Source: the annotation of a GenBank genome assembly